AUGGCAGAGGAGGCAAGCACAGGGGAGACCAAGGAGGCCGCCAACGUCGGAGCAGCUCUUGACGAAGGAAAGACUGCUGAGCCUGGCUUACGUGGUGUGGAGGAUGCUGGCGAUGCCCCGGGCAGCAGCCUGCCUUGUGAAGAGGCGGUUCACGAUGCACUGCACUUGCAAGACUCUGCGGUAACAGGCGAGGAGGGCCAGCUGACUUACCCCGAGAUCGCGUCGGGAUCGUCACCGACUAAGCCCAUCGCUGAAAGCAUCGAACCGGUCGGCGCCGGCGCCGCAUCGUAUCGUGGAGCUCCAGCCACCCAGAUUACCCGGGACCCUCCAGGCACUGGACCUCCCAGCCACGCGGCCUUCCUGCCGCACGGAUAUGCAGCCACAGGGCCUCCCAGCCAGCCGACGCAGGGCAUGGCGGAUGACAGUCGGCUUCAGGCCAUGGCAGAGGAGGCAAGCACAGGGGAGACCAAGGAGGCCGCCAACGUCGGAGCAGCUCUUGACGAAGGAAAGACUGCUGAGCCUGGCUUACGUGGUGUGGAGGAUGCUGGCGAUGCCCCGGGCAGCAGCCUGCCUUGUGAAGAGGCGGUUCACGAUGCACUGCACUUGCAAGACUCUGCGGUAACAGGCGAGGAGGGCCAGCUGACUUACCUCGACAUUGCGUCGGGAUCGUCACCGACUAAGCCCAUUGCUGAAAGCAUCGAACCGAUCGGCGCCGGCGCCGCAUCGUAUCGUGGAGCUCCAGCUACUACCCAGGUUUCCCGACACCCUCCAGGCACUGGACCUCCCAGCCACGCGGCCUUCCUGCCACAGGCCACCGUAGCACCAAAGCCUUCCACCCACACAGCCGCUGCCGUCGGAUGUGCAGCCACAGGGCCUUCCAGCCAGCCGACGCGGGGCAUGGCGGAUGACAGUCGGCUUCAGGCCAUGGCAGAGGAGGCAAGCACAGGGGAGACCAAGGCGGCCGCCAACGUCGGAGGAGCUCUUGACGAAGGAAAGACUGCAGAGCCUGGCUUACGUGGUAUGGCGGAUGCUGGCGAUGCGCCGAGCAGCAGCCUGCCUUGUGAAGUAACAGGCAACGAGGACAGGCUGGGCAUGCUGGAAGAGCAGCAGCUCCAGGCAGCCCUCAUGCUGUCUUUGCAGACUCCCGCUGACGAGUCGCCUUCGCACAAGGAGCACAGCAACCCGCUGGCCGAGUUGGAGCAGCAGGCCAGCUGUCAGACGAGGGCAAGCGCUCCGAUUGCGGCCACAGAACAACUCGAGGCCCAGCAAAGUCGCGACAGAGAGAGCAGCCACGACGCCGGCGCAGCGAUUGGGUGGGCGGUUGGCUCCGAGCCUGUCGGCGGAACUGAAUCUGAAGAUCGCAAGCCCGCACAGUUAUUAUCGCCAGCCGAGCAAAACGUGCUGAUGGAGAGCCUCCUUCAGGACCAGGACCAACCGCAUUGGUUGUCGCAAGUGGCAGGGGAUCUGCAAGAGCCUACUUGGACAGCCAGAGGAGGGCUACCAGAACCAGAGGAGGAACCCGCGGAAGCGCUGGCACAGGUGGCCCGCACUGCGGCCUCGGCGCAGUUGCAGGACAGGCCUGACAUCAAGCACGAAAUGUCUUGGUGCUCAUGGACGGCAUUGGAGAGCCGGGCGGAUGAAGUUCCCUGUGAGGCUGCAUCUUCGGAGGGUGUCCGAUCUUACCCGGAGACACGACCGAUUCUUCGGGAUGUAACCAGCCCUAAGCCGCGGAAGACACUCAGCUUCUCUGACGUGGUGGAGCUAAGAGAGUUCAAUCCGAACGCGAGGCAGGAGGCCGCCUUUGUCGACAGGGAGGCCAGAGAGGAGGUUCCCAAAUCCGCCGGUGCAUCCCAGGCGCACAAGCCCGACUCGGGCUGUUUGGAGGCUGGCGAGGGGAUUGUGCCUCAUGAGGCCAGGGUAGCCGACCCAGGCGAUUCUGCUGGCGCCGUGCGUGAAGCCGAGCAUGAAUCAAUAUCUCUACACCCCUCCAGCCACAAAGAACUGCAACUCGCGCCAGAGCCUUCCAGCCACAUAGCCCCUACCAGAACCCUCCAGCAACAGGCCACAGGGCCCUCCACCCACGUGACCCCAACACCCUCCGCCCUCACCUGGCAAGACCACCGGUCGCAGGGCAUAGCAGAUGGUGCUGGUGAGGAAGAUGCGCGGGGGGCAGCUGUCCGUGCUCUUCCCGCUGCUCGGCUGGAGGCAAGCGGUGGGGAGACCCAAGCACUCGGAAGGACUGCGGACGAGCCCGGCUUGCAAGGCCUGGCGGAUGCUGGCGAUGCCCCAGUCAGUAUCAACAUCGCAUCAGCAUCGUUUCCGAACCGCAAUGUCACCGCGAACAUCACACCGAUCGAUGCCGCUUCGUUGUCUGGCCCUCCAGUCACCUGGAACACCGGGCCUGCCAGCAACCUAAACCCCUCCAGCCACAAAGCGCUGCAGCCGGCCCCAAAGCCUUCCACACACAUGGGCUCUACCAGAACCCUCCAGCCACAGGCCACAGGGCCUCCCACCCCCGUGACCCCAACACCCUCCGCCCUCACCUGGCAAAACCACCGGUCGCAGGGCAUAGCAGAUGGUGCUGGUGAGGAGGAUGCCCGGGGAGCAGCUGUCCGUGCUCUUCCCGCUGCUCGGCUGGAGGCAAGCGAUGGGGAGACCCAAGCACUCGGGAAGACUGCGGACGAGCCCGGCUUGCAAGGCCUGGCGGAUGCUGGCGAUGCCCCAGUCAGUAUCAACAUCGCAUCAGCAUCGUUUCCGAACCGCAAUGCCACCGCCAACAUCACACCGAUCGAUGCCGCUUCGUUGUCUGGCCCUCCAGUCACCUGGAACACCGGGCCUGCCAGCAACCUAAACCCCUCCAGCCACAAAGCGCUGCAGCUCGCCCCAAAGCCUUCCAGCCACACAACCCCUACCAGAACCCUCCAGCCACAGGCCACAGGGCCCUCCACCAACGUUACCCCAACUCCCUCCACCCUUGCCUGGCAAAACCACCGGUCGCAGGGCAUAAAUGGUGCUGGUGAGGAAGAUGCCCGGGGAGCAGCUGUCCGUGCUCUUCCCGCAAGCGAGGGGGAGACACAAACGCUCGGAAAGACAGCGGAUAAGCCCGGCUUGCAAGGCCUGGCGCAUGCUCCAGCCAGUACCAACAUCGCCUCAGUAUCGUCACCGAACCACAACCUCGCCGCAGAAAAUAAGGUCACACCGACCGAUGCCCCUUCGUGGUCUGGCCCUCCAGCCACCCACCACCUAGGGUCUAGCCACAGAGCCCUCCAGCAGGCCACUCUAGCCGCAAACCCUUCCACCUACACGAACAGCUAUGGCGACCUUCAGCCACAGGCCACACAGGGCCGUCCCUUCGCCCCCACGCUUGCCACGGAACGCUCCAGCCUGCAGCCAAAGUCCGCUGCAGCAGCCCUCCAACCCUCAGAGCCCUCCGUCCUCGCAAGGUGGGACCUUCCAGCCUCCACUGAUGGGGCCUUCCGCUGGGAGCCCUCCGCCCGCCAUGACGAAGCUGAGAAGGAGCGUCAGCCGCAAGCUGAGACCAAACGCCAGGAGGAAGCUAAGAAGAAAGAGGAAGCUGAGAAGGCAUACGCAGACGAAGCUGCAAGGUACAAAGCUGAGGAGGAGAAGAAGAAGGUGGAGGAGGAGGAGGCAAAGUCAAAGCGCCAAGCUCAGGAGCAGAAGAAGAAGGAGAGCCCUGAGACCAGACGCCAGCAGGACGCCAAGAAGAAGGAGGUAGCGGAGAAGGCGCGCGUAGACCGCGCAGAGGCGGCAGCCAAGUGUCGCUCCGAGGAGGAGAAGAAGCCGGAGGCUGAGGCCAAACGCCAGGAGCAAGCCAAGAAGAAGGAUGAACCCGAGAAGGUGGCGGCCAAGUGCCAGGCGGAGAAGAAGCCGCAAGCUGAAGCUGAGAAGGCACACACACAGGAGGCUGCCAGUCACAAGGUUCAGAAUGAGAAGCAGAAGGUGGAGGAGGAGGAGGCUGAGGCUAAACGGCAGCAGGACGCGAAGAAGGAGCAACCCAAGAGGGCGCGCGCAGAGGCAGCAGAGAAGAAGAGGCCGGAGGCUCAGGCCAAACGACAGGAGGAAGUCAAGAAGAAGGAGGAACCCAAAAAGGUGCACACAGAGGAUUCCGCCAAGCGGAAGGUUGAGGAGAAGCAGAGAACGCAGGAGGACAGGCUGGACAUGCUGGAAGAGCAGCAGCUCCAGGUGGCCCUCAGGCGGUCUUUGCAUUCGCCUUCCCUCGAGGAGGCGAAGCCUGUGCACGCUGAUCGUCGACGGAGGCACAGCGUACGUGCCCAAGAUGUACGCGAGGAGGCGAAGCCAAACCAGCGCCCUCCACUGCUGAAGCGCGAAGUGGCAUGGAGCCAGACGCUGCUGGAGGGCACUCCCCCGUUCCAAGUGCCCUUUCAGCCCUUUCAGUCAGCGACAGAGAUGGCAGUCGGCAUAAAUGGAGCAUGCGGGAGUGCAGCCGGCAGUGUAUCCACAAAGCCCGCGCCAAGACCUUCUCCAUCUCCUCUGCCAUCGGCUCUUAGGGACGCCAGCCGAGCCAGGCCAAUGAGGACACUUCGGUUUUCUGAGAUAGUCGAGCAGCGGGAUAUCAGCCCAAACCCUCGAUCCGUGUCGGGCAGCGACGGCUCCGGCUGCGACAGGCCUCGUGCAGGCCAAGCAGACCCACAGCCUCCGCUUCCACCAAAGGCAGCCAGAAGAGUCCCAAAGAUUUCUCAGCUUCCAACACCGCAGUCAGGGCCUGCUGGUUCGGCAGCUUCCAGCAAGACCUCAGCAGACUCUAAGCCGGCACCAGUGCAGAGCUCCAGCUUCGCGGAGUUCCUUUUCUUCCAGCCUUCGCCCGAAGCUCCUUCCCCACACCUCUCCAGCUUCUUGUUUGCGGCAGACAGCGCUGCCUCCGAAAGCAACCUGGACACAGCUGCCGAGCCGAUGAAGCAUGCAGCCCAAGCAAAUCAGAAUGCCCUCCGAUCUGCAAGGCAUCACCACCAGAGUGAGAUCCAGCACAAGCAUCAUAGCCAUCAUAGCCACAGCACAGCAGCUGAUGACCGGCCAGCCGCCGGCAAGCAAGGAAAGCAUGGCAAACAUCACCAACAAGGCCGCACGACUCGAACGGGCUCCACCGGUACAGUGCCAAGCUCCUGCCAUGGGAGUACUCCACCUGUGGGCGAUUGUGGCGGCGUAGAGAGAGUCUGCAGCCCGCCCGUGCAUGUCACAGAUGCGAUGGCGAGAAGAGCCCAUGAGCGGGGCCUUAGUCCAAGCCUUCAGAAGCGCGUUUUGGAACGUGCGUAUUUUCUGUUCGAGAACGGCGAGUCCGAUGACUCCGAACGAAAUUACUUUAAGGCUUUGAGAAUCGAGCUCAGCCAGUCAGGCUGA
Messenger RNA from Symbiodinium natans, 5376 nucleotides. Lineage: Eukaryota; Dinophyceae; Suessiales; Symbiodiniaceae. The record is from the annotation of a GenBank genome assembly.